GUUUGUGACAUGAACUUUUCACUACCGCAAGAUGGCAGCGCCCAGUGUUUUACAAUCGGCGGACCGAUGGCUUUCCGAAAUCUUCGAAUUCCGCAAAAAUCCCGCGGCGUUUUUCACUACAAGGCAAAUCGAGGAUGGCGAGUUUGUUAUGGAUAUAUUGCAAGCAAUGUACUCCGAUAAACUUGGUGACUCUAUCAGGAUUGUUCUACUCUCCACCUUACAAGAAAAGUCAUCGUGCUUAAUGUCCACACCGGAUAGUAUCGAGCAGACGGUCGGCUCCUUGAUGAGUAUGUACGACCAGACAACCAGUGAAACGGCCGCGUUCUACAAGAGCCAGUUACUUGUCACCAUGACGACGAUACUUUUGGAAUCAGGGCAGCUGGAAGCCCAGCCGAAGCUCUUUACAGACUUUGUGGAACUUCUUCUGGACACAGUGUCAAAGGUCAACAGCGCAGUGGAUCGGACCGUUCGUGGGACGGCCUGCCAGUGUCUGAAUGAAAUAGAAACGAUGCAUCCAGGUAUUUUGAUGAGGAAAUUGGAGCAUUUUUACGCCAUGAGUCAGCUAGAAUGCACCCAUGUCUGUCAGAAUUAUAUGGCGUUGUUUGUGCAGGUUCUGAAGAAUUCCAUUUACGUAUUACUGAGAAGUGGUGAAAGUAUUGAUAGCAGUGAAGUGACCGAUCUGCUGUGCAGUAGGACAGAACCGCUUAAGCCUCUUACGCUCCCGGAAGAUUUCAGCAACAAAAUGUUUCAACUCGGAUCACCAAAGGAUUCAUCCGUAAGAUGUUUCUCAGAGGAUGUCGAUAGUAAAGAACUGCUGAGAUGUCUGUCCUUCCUGCUGGAUCAUCUUUAUCUCAUGACGAUGCCCUGUGCAGUGACGACGCUCCUCAAACUCAUUGACUGCAUGGUAACAGCCCCCCACAUUGCGCCUCAUAUUCUGAGGCCGUUUGUGACACGUGUUGAAGCUACACAUGAUGUGACGUUAUUCCAUGCAUUGCUGAUACUCAAGCAUAAGUUUGGCAGACAGCUCAUGACUGACGCCGAAGAGGAAUUACUCUUAGACAGACUAGUCUCCUGCUCCAGUCACCCUUGCCUGACACCAGGACAUAGACUACUCUGCUAUCAGUGGCUGCUCAACUUCCCUGAAAACAAGGCAUCCGAUUUGGAAGAUACCAAGAGUCAUUUACCAACUGGGUUGGACUAUACCAAGACUGCAUCCUUGUACCCAGGGGUGUUUGAUGGACUGGACACCACUCUCAUUAAGCUCAAUCUACUGAGUCUGUGUUUUACGCCCAGCCAUGUACAAGAUUCUGCUUCGGCCACUCUAAUUGGUUGCCUAGUGUCGCUACAGAAGUCCAUUCAUUAUGGCAUCACGGGACGCCCAGCAAUCACGUUGUAUCGAGCUCUUUACUUGUACUACAGACGACACUAUGAGACUGUACUCAGAUCUGAUAUCUACAAGUUGAUUGUAACCAUAGUGACAGAGCAACCAAAGUUUGUGCCUCACACUAUCAACUUCAUCGAAUGCAUCAACAGAAUCGACACAAAAGAUUCUUUUCCUACGGAGCUGCUGCAGUCGUCGAUGGAGAACAUUGUCUCCACACCUCCUUCAGAUGUCUUGGAGGAUUUGGAGUUUCAUCUUCUCCUGCUCGAGAAAGUUUGCAAGGAGAAAAGUAUCUCUCCCAAGCCAAUAGUGGCGUUCCUUCGUCAGCUGCUCACCUCCACGUCCAUCGGAUCCAAUGGUAGCUGGUUGCUAGGCAACUGCAUCCUGUCUGUGUGUCAUAGCAUCAUGCAGCAUCAUGAUACGACCGAGAUCUUUAAAGAGCUUGGUCAGUUACUUUACGAGUUAUUGACUAGUUACGGUGAUCUAGACAUCAGAGACAGAGCACGGUUCUACUAUGCAAUGCUCACCAACAUCUCAAGCCAAAAGAUUUCCAGCAUCCUAUCAUCAGCUGGUACUACUCACAGCUUGACCAGACUCGUGACUGGCAGCUCCAACUUUGACAUUCCAUCACCGGUGCAGAAACUGCAGCAACCGGUUCUGUGUCUGACGAGGAUUCAGAGGAGACCAGAAUACAUGACAUUUGCUUGCUCUAAUUGUCAGCAGUACCUUCAGAAUCUGCAGUCCAAUCAGAAACCACCUGUCAUUCACAUGGACUACUACCUGCAUUUUACGGAGGUAAGCUCCACACGAUCUGUAGACAAACUCUACUCACUGGUUCUACAUGUUGACAUCCCAAAGAGCUAUAAGGAAAUACCAGAUGUGUCACUGUCUUGCCUCACGCUGGAUGAAUCUCAACAACCAUCAGAUACGUGCCAAGUCAUAUCCUUACAGAUCCAACCUCUAGAACCUGUGCCAUCAAAACUCCCUGUCAGCACAGUGUUUAUGACAGCCGAUGGCCAGACGUCUACUUGUAGUCUCUCUCCAGUCCACAUUCAGUUCUCAGAUCUCUUCUUGCCUCUGCCUGUCAGUUCAUCCAACAGACCAGGAUUGUUUGACGACUUGUGGAAGUAUAUGCAAGAUCACAGCAGCAAAACGUGUGCUGAAUCGGUCUGUACGUUACUGCUCAACAAGACGGCCAUGUUGGAAGUAAUACAAAACCAACUACAAGAGUACAGAAUUGAUCAUGUUGACAAAGAGGAUGACACCUCAAGGAUAGGAAUCUUUCUUCCACCAUCGUGGCACCUGCUGCUGAAAAUUACUGCUAAACAAGAUAUGACAGUGGUCGCCAUAGCAACUGACAACUGGAAAACCUUGCCACUGGUCAACACGUUCUUGCACGAGUUGGAGGAGAGUCGGGCCAGAUAAUUGACUUCAGCUCAGGUGGCUUGCCAAACAAAUCCUGGGAACAAGGAUUAAUCUACACGCCCUGAAAUUGGAAAUUAAUGAUGGUGAUUCUCUGUCAAAACUCGGGGAAUGCAUUUACGGGUAGUAAGGAACCGGGUACCCAAUUGAAGAAAAAAUGGGUACCCAGGGUAUACAAAUCUCCGAAAAAUACAAAUCUCGGAAGUUGCUGUGGACCCAAGAAUAUACGAGCAUACCUCAUGGAUGCUGUAUUCAAGCUAAUAUGUGCCUUUAUUGGGGGAAUGCUUGGAAUUUCUGGGUCCCUGUGUCCAAGUUCGGAAGUCUGGAUUUGAAUCAGUUGGUAUAUAGCGCCCUCUACCAUUGCAGCUUGACUGCACUUUUUAAGAACUGAUUGCAUCAGGUGAAAAAAAAAAAAUCCCGCUAACACACGCCUUCUUGUUCCGUAGUUGUGGGGACAUACACUCGUCGCCACGAGGUAUUUGUGGGGACCGAAAAUGCUGUGGGGACAGCAGAAAGUCCCCAUAACUCGGUCCUAAUUUGCCUAACAAUAAAAAACGUCCCCAUAACGCGGUGUAGGCCUACCCACCCAUACUUGUUUGGUAACUGUGGGUACUACACAAGUUGUCCAAUGGUAGUAUGGGGACCGAAGACGCUAUGGCGACUUUAGGAAGUCCCCACAACUCGGUCAUAAAUUGCCUAACAAUAAAAAACUUCCCCAUAACGCGGUGACGGCCCACCCAUGUGUACAUGCAUGUGUACAUGUACAUGCAGGAUUCACCCUCAAGUGACCAUGGACCGCAAAAAAAAUUGUCUGUUUUCAUACCCCAUUGUCAUGGAAUUAGUGGAGUCAUCAGUACGUCUUAAAGAAAUUAUUUCAUUGUUUAAGGACAUUAUCAAUUGGUUAUGAAUAAAUAUAUAUAUUUUGAUAUUUGAAACUUAUAAAUCAGUUUAAGUAAGAAUUGAGGCUUUGCCUGGUGGAGAUACUAAUGAAUGAAAGGUUUGUGGAAACACCAUGUGGAAAUUAUUUUUCAACUAAGAGAAUGGU
This is a messenger RNA of Patiria miniata (bat star), 3848 nucleotides long. RefSeq names its product AP-5 complex subunit beta-1-like (gene ap5b1). The transcript is spliced from 24 exons. The record is from RefSeq and is a predicted model, not a curated record. The coding region runs from base 32 to 2806 and encodes 924 amino acids. Gene Ontology annotation, cellular component: AP-type membrane coat adaptor complex; lysosomal membrane. Gene Ontology annotation, biological process: endosomal transport. Lineage: Eukaryota; Metazoa; Echinodermata; Asteroidea; Valvatida; Asterinidae.